Molecule: messenger RNA, 684 nt
Organism: Penicillium angulare
Lineage: Eukaryota; Fungi; Ascomycota; Eurotiomycetes; Eurotiales; Aspergillaceae
Gene: nctA
Product: negative cofactor 2 transcription regulator complex subunit BUR6
Exons: 2
Coding region: 1-684 (227 amino acids)
Biological process (GO): negative regulation of transcription by RNA polymerase II; transcription by RNA polymerase II; positive regulation of transcription by RNA polymerase II
Cellular component (GO): negative cofactor 2 complex; nucleus
Molecular function (GO): RNA polymerase II general transcription initiation factor activity; transcription corepressor activity; protein heterodimerization activity
Source: RefSeq, a predicted model, not a curated record
AUGACAGAGGACAACUAUCGACCACGAUCUCCCGAUUUCUCCUCUCCUCCCAACCCCCCGCCCUACGCGCCGUUGAGCAGUCCAAUAACACAUCGCGUAUCCUACGACGCUUCGCCGUUCUUCAAUACCUACCAACCUCCAAGCUCGAGUCGCAUCCCCCAGCAGUACGUCCCACCCGAUCAGUUCGCCUUUCAAGACGAAAUGGCACGUCGCUCAUCACGCCUGCAGCCUGAGGACGCGCCUGUCCCCGAGCUCGCACCAAUGCUCGCGUCCAUGCCUGUCGCGCCCAUGCCGGAGGAAGUCCCACAAGCCAGACCAGGCGCGGGCAUCGAAGUAAAGACCAAAUUCCCUGUCGCGCGCAUCAAGCGCAUCAUGCAGGCAGAUGAAGACGUUGGCAAGGUCGCGCAGGUGACACCCGUUGCAGUUUCUAAAGCAUUGGAACUGUUUAUGAUAUCUUUGGUCACAAAAGCUGCCCAAGAAGCGAAAGACCGCAACUCAAAACGCGUCACGGCUAGCCACCUCAAACAGGCCGUUGCCAAGGACGAGGUCUUGGAUUUCUUAGCCGAUAUCAUCGCCAAGGUUCCCGACCAACCAGCCGGUCGCAAGCACGAAGAUGAUGGAAGUGAUCAAAAUGACGGACGUCGGAAGCGUGGCGGACGCAAGCCCAAGGAGGAGAGUGACUGA